AAUCCCAAGAGAAGAAUUAUUCCUGCUCGAUCUCUUUGUUUCCGGGGAGGGAAAAAGGCAAAUUUACAAAGGGAGCCAAAGGUACUACACUUAAUCAUCAUGGACUACUACAGUCUGUAUGACCCAAAUCUGGUUCCACAUCAAUCUACAAUCACGCUUGAGACUAUCCCUGACCCACCUUCGCCUCCGCUGGUUUUGGCGCCACCGGUUGUUGUUGUUGAUGAGCAGCCUCAGCAGGAGGAGGAGGAGGCUGAGAUGGAAGUGGUCGGCGGCGAGGUUGUUGUUGUUGGCGGCGGGAGUGGAGUGCUCAUUAAUGGAUAAGAGACAUGAGAGGGCGCCCAUUGAUGUUGUAGCUAGCUAUAGCUUUGUUUUUUGACGUUUUUUUUUUUUUUUUUGUUAUUUGCUUCUUCUCUUGUUUACUAGACAAUUUGCUUAUUAUUUCGUUUUGUUGGUGUUCAUGUAAUCAUCUAUAACUCUUCUUGUUGGCUCUGUUUUGUGG
Messenger RNA from Linum tenue, 499 nucleotides. The record is from the annotation of a GenBank genome assembly. NCBI's taxonomy places the organism in Eukaryota, Viridiplantae, Streptophyta, Magnoliopsida, Malpighiales, Linaceae.